Molecule: messenger RNA, 759 nt
Organism: Dentiscutata heterogama
Lineage: Eukaryota; Fungi; Glomeromycota; Glomeromycetes; Diversisporales; Gigasporaceae
Source: the annotation of a GenBank genome assembly
AUUCAUAGUGCCGUAGAGUCACGAAAACGCAGAAUUGAGAUAGACCCGAGAGAUGAAGAAGUUCCUGUUGUAAUGUAUGGAAUCGUUACAAAUGCAUUACAAUGGUAUUUCCUUCGUUGGGCAGGUUCCUUAGAUGAUCCAACAGUUGAUUUAUCCGGACCACAUAUUUGCGAAUUUGAUAGUAACAAUAUGGAACAAGUAAAGAUAAUUCUCGGCUUUAUUACCUCUAUCCUCCAGUAUCAAGUCCGAGGACAUGACGAUGACUCAAAAUCUGAAAAUGCUAAACUUAAAGCUGAAGUAGCGAAAUUAAGACAUGACAUCGAGGAAAUCAAACUACAAACCCGAGUUAAUACUAAUGAACAGGAUGCAUCUCUUAUUGAAGAUAUUUCACAGUUCUCAGCUUGUUUAGAAUCACCGGUAACCCUUGAGGCCCAAAGGAGCACUAGAUGGACAUCCUCCAAUUCACUGCCUAUCAAAGAUCUCUCUGAUAAGAAAUAUAGUAUGAUACCUCAAUCAUGUAAUGUAAAAACCGUGACAAAAUGUCACGAUCAAAAUUAUAUACUUGACAAUUCUGAUAUUAUCUAUAUUGAAAUAUCUGAAUCCGACAAUCAAAUCGUAGAAGGUUUAAUACAAGAAAUGACCUGUAAUCAAACACAAAGUAUUGUUUCUCCCGAAAUCAACUCUAUAUCUUUGAAUAAGUCUUAUCUGGACAAUUUACCAAAAGCUGAAAUAUCAGCAAAGUCUUCAUCAGAAGCUCAA